Heterobilharzia americana is the source of this 786-nucleotide messenger RNA. The record is from the annotation of a GenBank genome assembly. Lineage: Eukaryota; Metazoa; Platyhelminthes; Trematoda; Strigeidida; Schistosomatidae.
AUGAUAAAAAUUCGUGUGGCACUGCCAACAUACAGUUGUGUAGAACAGUUCACAAUUGCUCUAUUUAAUUUCAAAGGACCAGUGAAAAGUAUUACCUAUGAUAGUCUCAUCUCAAAAUUACGUGAUUUUACACGAACAAAAAAAGGAAAAUUUUAUGUUUCAUGGCAUGAUGGAACAGAAUAUUGCACAAUAUCAACUUCAAAUAGUCUACGCGAAGCAAUUGUUACAAUGAUUUACGAACGUGAAGAUAAAACACCACUAAUACCGGAGAAUUUGCCUAAAGAUUUUCGUGAUCGUGCCUCUAGAGCAGAUUUUAAUAAAGAACGAGAAUACUGUGAGCCUGAAUUACCUGUUACCAUGCAGUUAAUAUGCAAUGUGUGCAACAAACAAAAUUGGCAAGGGGAUCGAUACACAUGUGUUGUAUGUCCAAAAGUUGUUUUAUGUCCAACGUGUUUCAACGAUAACAAACAUUCACAGCAUCCUAUUCUAAUUACCGGAGACAACACGGAAUUUCCGUGUCCGGUGGUGAAAGCAGUUAAAAUUGUCGCUGCCGAUGUUAGCGCAGAUGACUUGGAAGAUGAUGACUAUGUCAAUGAGGAGGAAUCAGUUACUUCUGAUUCAAGGCCAUCAUCAUCAUCUACUGCUGUAGAUACAGAUGAAGAUGUCAAUAAAACGCUAUGUAUGCUUCGAGAAAUGGGUUUUGAACAAAACACCAAAGAACUGAUUGAAUUAGUCAGAAAGGAGCAUGGUAAUUUGCAGACGAUAAUUGAAAAGUUGGCCAAUUAA